CUCAGCUGAGUGCCAGGUCCUGAGGCCUCCUCCACACAGGCCCUGUUGUUGUGCUCUGAGGUGGUGAGGGAUCAGCGGGGUGUUGCUCCUGCCUCUGAGAGCAGCUCGGCCUGGUUUGGCUUUGCCUGAGCUUCCCUGUAGGCAAAAGGCCAGGCAGAGAUUGUUUCUGGCUGAGCAGGAGGCCGUGACCUCGCGAAUGAGUAGGCCUCAAGGAGCUCCUGCGGGGCCCAGCUGCUGUGGGCACGGCCAAGGUCAUCUCCAGCACUCAGCCUGUCCUAAAGGCUGAGGGACCUCAUUCCUGAGGCCAUCACAGUAGCUUAUAACAUGAGCUGCUGCUCCUGAAAGGCUGAAGGGCAUUGUUUAGGCAAAGCCCUGCUUAAAGCUGGAGAUCUGGACUCUGCUGGAAGCACUUUGCAAAUAUUCUUCCUGUUCUGGAGAAGGCAGCUGAUGACAAAAAUUGAUUCCAGAACCCAAGAUGCCUUUGAUGUUUGCAAGGAUGAAAGCUUGUGUUGAAUGUUGCAGAGUGUUCAUUGCCAAGAACAGGAAGGCUUUGUUUUUCCUGCUGCCCUUAAUGUUUAUAGACACCAACCACUUCUCUUGGUUAGAGUUUUCUGAUCCCUGUCUCCUCUGACUGUUGCUCUGUGUGCUUAGAUUUUACUUCAGACUUUUAGUUUUGUGCAGGCCAUCUGUGCUGCAGGGCUGCUUGUCUUGCUGCUGUUGUUUUUGAGGUGGUGCUGGUGCGGUGGUGUUGUUGUUUCCCGACUGACUGAGUUGAAAGGGCCCAGUGUCCCGGAGAGUGGGGCUGCCUUUGUGACCUGCUGCAGGGUAGGAUUUCUUUUGAAGUGAGCAUCUUUCCUUGGGAUUUUUACAGAGAUGCUGGUGAGUGAGGGAGAUCCUGAGACUAAAUACACAGAACUGGAAACUAUUGGCAAAGGGGGUUUCGGCACUGUGUGCAUAGCAGUGGAGACUGCCACAGGAGAAGAGGUGGCCAUCAAGAAAAUUAGUCUCCUGCAAGAGAGCAGCAGCGAGCUGUGCCUGAAUGAAAUCCAGGUCAUGCGUGGCACUAAGAAUGCCAACCUUGUGAACUAUGUAGACAGCUACCUGGUGGACGAGGAACUCUGGCUGGUGAUGGAAUACAUGGAUGGAGGUUCUUUACAUGAUAUCAUAAGGGAGACUCACAUGGCAGAAGGAGAGAUAGCAGCUGUCUCUCGGGAGUGCCUGCAAGGCCUGGAUUUCCUUCACUCCAAUCAAGUGAUCCACCGAGAUAUCAAAAGCCACAACAUUCUCCUGGGCUUGGAUGGAUCAGUCAAGUUGGCUGAUUUUGGCCUUGCUGCUCAGCUGACCACUGAGCAGAGCAAACGGAGAUCAGCUGUUGGGACUACUUACUGGAUGGCGCCAGAAAUUUUCACCAGGAAGCCCUACGGCCCCAAAGUGGACAUCUGGUCCUUUGGCAUUGUGGGGAUCGAGAUGGUGGAAGGAGCGCCUCCGUACCUGAUGAAAACCUCCCGCACGGUUCAACAGCUGAUAAGCACCGGGGCCCCCCCGAAGCUGCAGAAGCCCAGGCAGCAGUCGGCGUGGCUGCGAGACUUUCUGCACUGCUGCCUGGAGAGGGACGAGGACAGGCGCUGGUCUGCCCAGGAACUUCUGCAGCAUCCGUUUGUAACAUCAGCCAAACCAGCCUCCACCCUGACACCUCUGAUCAUGGCCACGCAGCAGUUCAUGGCUGACAGGAGAUUCUAGCCCUGGAGGAGGCCUUUGUUGUUGUUUGUAGUUUGUAGUUUGUAGUUUAUAGCUUGUAGUUUGUAGUUUGUUUUGAGCGAUAGUCAGAAUAAAUACUAUAAUAAACAAACCCUUCGCUGUGUUGGAAGCUUCCCUUUGUUCUCACCCUGUGAAUAAGCUCUAAAUUUGC
Messenger RNA from Passer domesticus (house sparrow), 1909 nucleotides. RefSeq names its product serine/threonine-protein kinase PAK 3-like. Gene Ontology annotation, biological process: regulation of MAPK cascade; intracellular signal transduction; regulation of axonogenesis. NCBI's taxonomy places the organism in Eukaryota, Metazoa, Chordata, Aves, Passeriformes, Passeridae. The record is from RefSeq and is a predicted model, not a curated record. Gene Ontology annotation, molecular function: protein serine/threonine kinase activity; ATP binding. Gene Ontology annotation, cellular component: cytoplasm.